CCUUUUUUUGUUUCUUUGCUCAAGCACUAAAGGAAAGAAGAAGAGCAAAAGAAAAAUAAAAAAGAAACACAUAACACAUAUACACAAACCCAUACAUACAUACAUACACACACACACACAAAUAUAUAUACACACUUUAAAGAACACCAUGACCACUCUCACAUCCGCAAGCGGCAUCGUGUCUUUACUCGAUGAGCAACAGACCGAUUUGCAGGUUUAUGCCCUUCAGAAACUCAACAGCCUUGUCAAUGUGUUCUGGGCAGAAGUAUCAGACUCAGUUGAAAAGAUCGAGAUCCUCUAUGAAGACACCAAUUUUCCUCAACGUGAAUUAGCUGCUCUCGUUACAUCCAAGAUUUACUACUAUCUAGGAGAAUUAGAUGACUCGUUGACAUUUGCGCUCGGUGCAGGACAAUCGUUUGAUUUGUCCGAGAAGUCCGAAUAUGUAGAGACUAUUAUUUCUAAAUGUAUUGAUAAGUACAUCCUCCUCCGAACAUCAAAGGAAGACGCUGUAAUCGAUCCUAGAUUACAGGCAAUUGUCGAGCGGAUGUUCCAAAGAUGUGUAGAUGACGAAGAGUAUGAGCAAGCUGUGGGUAUUGCUAUGGAAUCCCGAAGACUUGAUGUGGUCAAGGCCAUUGUGGAAAAGGGUCCUGCCAACAAACUUUUAUCUUAUGUGCUGGAUGUCUGCAUGACACUUGUUCAGAAUUUGGAGUUCCGUAAUCAGGUCCUUAGAUUAUUGGUUACUCUGUAUCAGGGUUUGAAGGAACCUGACUAUGUAUCUGUCAGCCAGUGUCUGGUUCAUUUAAAUGACCCUUCCACAUGUGCUGAGAUGCUUCAGAGCUUGGUGAAGAAGGGUGAAGAGUUGAUGGCAUACCAAAUCUCAUUUGACCUCGAAGAGAAUGCAACACAAGAGUUUUUGUCAAAGGUGUCAAAGGCUCUGCAGGAAGAACCCACAUCUGGAACUGAAGAUACCAACAUGACUUCUGUAGAUAGUCCUUACAAGAAGAUGCGUUCAAUCCUUUCUGGCGUAGAAUCCAUCCGCCUUCACCUUGAAUUCCUCUACCGUAAUAACCACACCGAUCUUAUGAUCCUCAAGGCUACCAAGACUGCAUUGGAACCUAGAAACUCCAUUUUCCACUCUGCUGUUACUUUUGCUAACGCCUUUAUGCACGCUGGUACUACUAGCGACGAGUUUUUGAGACAGAACCUUGAAUGGCUCUCAAGAGCUACUAACUGGUCCAAGUUCAGUGCCACUGCUGCCCUCGGUGUUAUCCAUAAAGGUCAAUUGGAGCAAUCAAUGAACUUGUUGGCUCCUUAUCUUCCCCAAGAAGGUGCUGCCAGUACAAGUGCUUACUCUGAGGGUGGAUCUUUGUAUGCUCUUGGUCUCAUCAACGCAAACCACGGUUCAGAUAUUCUCGGAUACUUGAAGAAUGCCUUGAGAGACGCAACUGGUGAAGUUAUUCAGCAUGGUGCCUGUCUUGGAUUGGGUGUUGCUGGAAUGGCCACUGCUGAUGAAGGUAUCUACAACGAACUCAAGUCCACACUGUUUAGUGACAGUGCUGUUGCUGGUGAGGCCGCCGGUCUUGCUAUGGGUUUGAUUAUGCUUGGCACUGCAUCUUCCGAAGCCAUCGAAGAGAUGCUUCAGUAUGCUCACGAAACUCAACACGAGAAGAUCAUCCGUGGUCUUGCUAUUGGUAUCUCGUUGAUUAUGUAUGGUAGAGAAGAGCAGGCUGAUCCUUUGAUCAAGCAGCUCUUGGAUGAUAAGGACCCCGUCCUUCGUUAUGGUGGUAUCUACACGAUUGCUAUGGCUUACAGUGGUACCGGAAACAACAAGGCCAUCCGUCGCCUGCUCCACGUUGCUGUCAGUGAUGUCAACGAUGAUGUGCGUCGUGCUGCCGUGACUGCUCUGGGCUUUAUCCUCCUCAGAAACCCUCAGCAGGUUCCCCGUAUUGUUCAGCUUCUGUCAGAGAGUUACAACCCUCACGUUCGUUAUGGUGCUUCUUUGGCUCUCGGUAUCUCAUGUGCUGGAACAGGUUACUUGGAUGCUCUUGAGUUGUUGGAGCCCAUGGCAAAGGACCCCGUUGAUUUUGUUCGUCAAGGUGCUCUUAUUGCUCAAGCCAUGAUUCUUGUUCAGCAGACUGAAAACACAAACCCUAAGGUUUCUGGUGUCAGAAAGGAAUAUGAGAAGAUUAUUGCAGAGAAGCAUGAAGAUCCCAUGUCAAAGUUUGGUGCAACUCUUGCCCAGGGCAUUAUUGAUGCAGGUGGACGUAACGUCACAAUCUCACUUGUGUCUCGUUCUGGUCAUGCCAACAUGCCCGCUAUUGUUGGUAUGGCGGUGUUUACCCAGUUCUGGUACUGGCAUCCUUUGACACACAUGCUCAGCUUGGCUUUCACACCCACUGCCAUUAUUGGUCUCAACAAGAACCUUCAAACCCCAAGAUUUGAGUUCAUUUCAAACACAAAGGCAUCUUUGUUCGCUUACCCACCUGCACUGAAACCCCCAUCUGCAACUGUUGUAGAAAAGGUUGCUACAGCUGUAUUGUCUACUACAGCCAAGGCCAAGGCCCGGGCGAAGAAGAGCGAAAAGGAAAAGGGUGACCAGAUGGAUAUUGACAAAGAACCUGCUACUUCAGUGAAGGAAGAAAAGAAAGACGAACAAAAAGAGGAGCGCAAGGGAAAGAAGAAGAAGGAAGAUAACUUCUCUGUCCUUGAGAAUAUGGCACGUGUUAUGCCUGCACAACUGAAACACAUUUCCUUCAAGGAAGAUUCGCGUUAUGUACCUGUCAAGAAGGGUGUUGUCGGUGGUAUUAUCAUGCUGAUCGACAAGAAACCCGGAGAAGAAGAAGAUCUGAUUGAGCCAAGUGCACUCUCUGGAGCUGAUGCAGCUGGAUCAGGGUCUGUUGAAGAAGAGGCUCCUCCAUUCGAGCCCUUUGAGUACUCCUUUGAAGAUUAAUAUUGAAAUCAAAAUUAAGAAUAACAAUAACAAUAAGAAGAAAGAAAAACUUGAUAAUGUGUGUGUAUAUAUAUAUGUGUGUUUGAAUGUG
Molecule: messenger RNA, 3041 nt
Organism: Phycomyces blakesleeanus NRRL 1555(-)
Lineage: Eukaryota; Fungi; Mucoromycota; Mucoromycetes; Mucorales; Phycomycetaceae
Exons: 16
Coding region: 149-2950 (933 amino acids)
Biological process (GO): regulation of protein catabolic process; proteasome-mediated ubiquitin-dependent protein catabolic process
Cellular component (GO): nucleus; proteasome storage granule; proteasome complex
Molecular function (GO): enzyme regulator activity
Source: RefSeq, a predicted model, not a curated record